This is a messenger RNA of Leopardus geoffroyi (Geoffroy's cat), 1991 nucleotides long. It is a transcript of the gene FASTK, whose product is annotated as Fas activated serine/threonine kinase. Gene Ontology annotation, cellular component: ribonucleoprotein granule; mitochondrial matrix. Gene Ontology annotation, molecular function: RNA binding. The transcript is spliced from 10 exons. Gene Ontology annotation, biological process: mitochondrial RNA processing; regulation of mitochondrial mRNA stability. Bases 155 to 1894 code for a protein of 579 amino acids. The record is from RefSeq and is a predicted model, not a curated record. Lineage: Eukaryota; Metazoa; Chordata; Mammalia; Carnivora; Felidae.
GCGCGGCGGCGGCCGCGGCGGCCGCGGCGGCGGCGGCGGCGCGCGCAGGGCCUGACGGGAGCCACGUCUGUCCCGGUCGGGGACUGAGCCGCUAUUGGCGUCCGGGCCGCGAUCCGGGGGCUGCUGGGAAGAUGGCGGACUCGGUGGCCCGCCGAUGAGGAAGCCGCGGAGGGAGCCCGGCUCCCGGGCCCCGAGACCGACUGAGGGAGCGACCUGCGCGGGGCCUGGGGAGUCAUGGUCUCCAACACCAAACUCCAUGCUUCGAGUCCUGCUCUCUGCCCAGGCCUCUGCUGCUCGGCUCUCUGGCCUGCUGCUGCUCCCGCCAGUACAGCCCUGUUGUCUGGGGCCCGGCAAGUGGGGGGACUGGCCUCCUGGAGGAGGCCUCCAUGCAGGCCCCGUGCAGGGGCUACAGCGGCUUCUGGAACAGGCGAGGAGCCCGGGGGAGCUGCUGCGCUGGCUGGGCCAGAACCCCACCAAGGUGCGCGCCCAUCACUACCCCGUGGCACUUCGUCGUCUGGGCCAGCUCUUGGGGUCUCAGCCACGGCCCCCUCCUGUGGAGCAGGCCACACUACAGGACUUGAGUCAGCUCAUCAUCCGAAACUGCCCCUCCUUUGAUAUUCACACCAUCCACGUGUGUCUGCACCUUGCAGUCUUACUUGGCUUCCCAUCAGAUGGGCCCUUGAUGUGUGCUCUGGAGCAGGAGAGAAGGUUCCGCCUCCCUCCGAAGCCACCUCCCUCUCUGCAACCUGUCCUUCGCGGUGGGCAAAGAUUGGAAGCUACUCUGAGCUGCCCUCGUUUCCUGAGGCAUCCACGGCAGCAUCUCAUCCGCAGCCUGGCAGAGGCCAGGCCGGAGGAACUGACACCCCACGUGAUGGUGCUCCUGGCCCAGCACCUGGCCCGGCACCGGUUGCGGGAGCCCCAGCUUCUGGAAGCCAUUGCCCAUUUCCUGGUGGUCCAGGAAAUGCAGCUCAGCAGCAAGGUGGUACAGAAGUUGGUCCUGCCCUUUGGGCGGCUGAACUACUUGCCCCUGGAACAGCAGUUUAUGCCCUGCCUGGAGAGGAUCCUGGCUCGGGAAGCAGGGGUGGCUCCCCUGGCUACUGUCAACAUCUUGAUGUCACUGUGCCAGCUGCGGUGCCUGCCCUUCAGGGCCCUGCACUUUGUCUUUUCCCCAGGAUUCAUCAACCACAUCAGUGGCACCCCUCACGCCCUGAUUGUGCGGCGCUACCUCUCCCUGCUGGACGCAGCCGUGGAGCUGGAACUUCCAGGAUACCGGGGUCCCCGCCUUCCCCGAAGGCAGCAAGUGCCCAUCUUCCCCCAGCCACUCAUCACUGACCGUGCCCGCUGCAAGUACAGUCACAAGGAUAUAGUGGCGGAGGGGCUGCGCCAGCUGCUGGGGGAAGAGAAGUACCGGCAGGACCUGACCGUGCCUCCAGGCUACUGCACAGGUGAACCCCGGGUGGGGUGGCCCAGCCCGCAGGGAUACAGAGCCGUGGCUGGAAGCCAGCGGCCCUUUCUCUUCCUCCCUCCAGACUUCCUGUUGUGUGUCAGCAGCUCUGGUGCCGUGCUGCCCGUGAGGACCCAGGACCCCUUCCUACCAUACCCUCCCAGGUCCUGUCCCCAGGGCCAGGCUGCCUCUCAGCCCACGACCCACGACCCGGCCCAAAGGGUGGUGCUGAUGCUGCGGGAGCGCUGGCAUUUCUGCCGCGACGGCCGAGUGCUGCUGGGCUCGCGGGCCCUACGGGAGCGGCACCUGGGCCUGAUGGGCUACCAGCUCCUGCCGCUGCCCUUCGAGGAACUGGAGUCACAGAGAGGCCUACCCCAGCUCAAGAGCUACCUGAGGCAGAAGCUCCAGGCCUUGGGCCUCCGCUGGGGGCCUGAAGGGGGAUUCGGGUGAGCACCACCAUGCGGAGCGGCACUGUGAGGAUGAGGAUGAAGGGGAAGGCCAGGGAGGCGGCUGUGGACAUGACCGCCCAGAGCAAGGCCAAGCAGAG